CGGGGGGAAUCGCGAACAAUCAAAACAGGGUCAUAUUCCCCAUUCUUUCUUCUUCUUUUCUGGAAAUGGAUGUGAUCGAGCUUUCUGUUUCAUAAUUCACAACACCACCUUCAACCGUUAGGGUUUCAUCUCUCAUGGAUCCUGAGCAGACUUUCAUCAGGGUUCAAGAACGAUUCUCACAUGUCCUCACACCAAGAAUACGAGCUUCUCUUGAGUACAUAUAUCUCUUCAUAGCCAUCACCCUCUUUUGUAUUCUUGUUGUUAUGCAUGCCAAUUACGUCCAACAGCCUGGCUGCUCAAGUGAACUUACUGGAGUUGCAACUACUGAAGCGCAGCUUAUCCAAAUUAAGAUUACUAGUGCUGGCUUAUGGUCACAAAGUGAACCUCAGUAUGAUGCAAAGAGCAUUCUUGACAAAGAAACUGAAGCUAAUGUGAAAGUUGCAGAGCAGAAUGUUGAUGAAUCAACAUCUUUGGAUGCACAGUUUUGGUCAAAUUGGGUUAGUUUAAGCGGUAGGAGUGGAAAAUCAUCUCUAAAAUUCUGGAAGUCCGAUAAUGAACUUCUUGAAUCACAACCUGAAACUUCUACUAGCAGUGAUAAUGUUGAAGAUACCUUUCGUAAAACCAAGAAAGAUGAAUCUCGUAGCAGGUUUCCUAUGUCAGCCAAAGAAUCACUGAAAGCUGCAAUAUUCCGCAUUGUCCGGAAGUGGCAUGGACGCUUCUCAUUUCUUUGGAAGCAUUCAACACGAAUUUUGGGAAGUUUAUGGGAUAUUGCAGGUAUACAUUUAAAUAUUGAUGUCAAUAAAUGCCUUCGUAUACUUCACCUGGAGAAGAUUAAUUCAUUAGCAGUGCAGUGGCUUGAAACUAGAAGCAAAGCAUUUGAACCAACUUAUCUAUAUACAAUGGAAAAGGGUUACUUUCUGCUGCCUGAAAGAGCCAAAUCACAACAUAACAUUCGAACCGUCAACAUUAGCAUUUCAGCCCGUGACUCGUGCUUUGGGAACAGGUGGCAGCAGCUUCUGAUCAAUAGACUUGUAGGAUAUGAUACUAUUUUGAUGAACAGCUUACUGAAUUCUCCAGGUCAAGGCUACCUGUAUAACUACCAGACAAAAGAGUUCUACAAUCUUACAUAUGCGCGUGAGCAACCAGAAGGGUCAGCCAGAUUGGGAGAUUAUUUUGCUACCAAGUGUGGUGUGCUUAUGAUGUCUCUGUUUGUCUUCUUCACCACAACAAUGUCAGUUUCAUUUACAUUGAGAGAGACACAGACUCGAAUGCUGAAGUUCACAGUGCAGCUCCAGCACCAUGCUCGGCAUCGUCUUCCGACUUUCCAGUUGAUAUUUGUACACGUAAUUGAAUCUCUUGUUUUUGUCCCAAUAAUGAUAGGGAUCCUGUUUUUUCUUUUUGAGUUUUACGAUGACCAACUUUUAGCUUUCAUGGUGUUGAUUCUUGUCUGGCUUUGUGAACUCUUUACUCUUAUCAGUGUCCGUACACCAAUAUCAAUGAAGUUCUUUCCACGCUUUUUUUUGCUAUACUUUCUGGUGUUCCAUAUCUAUUUCUUCUCGUACACCCAUGGAUUUUCCUAUCUGGCCCUUUCAACAACCGCUGCGUUUAUGCAACACCUCAUUCUCUACUUCUGGAACCGAUUUGAGGUUCCAGCUCUGCAAAGAUUUAUGCAAAACCGACGAUCGCAAUUUCAGCAACAACCAGACUUUCAUAUCACCUCCUCCACCAUUCUUGCCUCCACUCUUCAUAUCACCAGAUUAAACCCCUUGAGAAACUUGACAGCCCCCCCUAUCAAUACAACAAAUCCGACCUCCGGACCUGGGCUAAGAGGUGGUCAACAACCAAUUCAAACAAACGAAAUGCCGGAAAACCCAGAAACCACCCAAACGCAACCUGGGAACGAGAACAUGAAUAGAGUAGGUAACCACCUUCAAGCAGCAGUGCAACCAGAUGGUGGUGGCAGCAAUCCUGGGGCUAUGAAUUCGUUCAGUUCGUUGUUGUUAUGGAUCUUGGGCGGCGCCUCUUCUGAAGGUCUCAGCUCAUUUCUUUCUAUGUUUAGAGAUGUAAGAGACCAAGGCGGGCAAGCGUAUGCAGAAUCCCCCCGGCAAGAAAACCGCUCAACACAGACUUCUCAAUGAUGGACAGGUAUUUGAACUGGAGAAUGUUUGAUAUGCAUAAAUAUUUGUAUGAUAUUUGCAUCAGUAUAAAAGCAUUGUCAAUAUAGUUUGUAUACUAUGAUGCAGCAGCAGCAGAUGUAGUUUGUUGAUGAGCUCGUAUCAUAUAAAAAUCUUUGUAUUGUGGCUUCUCGUA
Molecule: messenger RNA, 2310 nt
Organism: Cynara cardunculus var. scolymus (artichoke)
Lineage: Eukaryota; Viridiplantae; Streptophyta; Magnoliopsida; Asterales; Asteraceae
Exons: 14
Coding region: 135-2138 (667 amino acids)
Biological process (GO): response to endoplasmic reticulum stress; positive regulation of ERAD pathway
Cellular component (GO): endoplasmic reticulum
Source: RefSeq, a predicted model, not a curated record